AUGAGUACUAAAGGCCGCUCGACUCCGCGGAUCGUGUGCUGCGCCAUACCUAUCGCAAGGUCAGCUGGAAAGGUCCUUGUAGUGACAAGCCGCAAACGACCAGAUAUUUGGCUAUGUGAGUGCUAUAUGGAAGCUUUUUCCAAGCCCCCUUCAGAGUUCUCGCUCAUGACGUCUGUUUCAGUGCCGAAGGGCGGAUGGGAGCCGUCUGAUGGUGAAUUGCAGGCUGCUGCGUUACGGGAAGCCUUGGAAGAAGCCGGUGUUCGCGGUCAAAUAACGCGAUUCGUGAAAACGACGUACUCACCGUCGGCGACAUAUCACUUUUACGAACUCGAUGUGUCAGGGCUUGACUCUGAUUGGCCUGAAGCGAAGGAGCGGAGAAGGGAGUGGGUGGAUUACGCUGAGGCUAUCAAGCGCCUAGAGUGGAAGCAGGAGCUAUCGGAAGGCUUGAAGAUGUCUACCUUGGCUCCACGUCGUUAG
Pleurotus ostreatus (oyster mushroom) is the source of this 477-nucleotide messenger RNA. RefSeq lists its product as uncharacterized. Gene Ontology annotation, biological process: diphosphoinositol polyphosphate metabolic process; diadenosine hexaphosphate catabolic process; adenosine 5'-(hexahydrogen pentaphosphate) catabolic process. Gene Ontology annotation, cellular component: nucleus; cytoplasm. The transcript has 2 exons. Gene Ontology annotation, molecular function: endopolyphosphatase activity; bis(5'-adenosyl)-pentaphosphatase activity; diphosphoinositol-polyphosphate diphosphatase activity. The record is from RefSeq and is a predicted model, not a curated record. The coding region runs from base 1 to 477 and encodes 158 amino acids. Lineage: Eukaryota; Fungi; Basidiomycota; Agaricomycetes; Agaricales; Pleurotaceae.